ACGCUAUCACGCUAUCGCUGCAUAAUAUCCGCCAAUCAUUUCGUCUAAUUGGUUUUAGUUCCUGACGCUAAAAAUCCACUCCUCUACGGCUUAACUUACCUCAUAUACUUCAGUACUGCAUACCUUAAAUACAUAAUUUAAUGUUUAUUAGACAAUGCAUUUUAUGAGACUCACUUAUAAGUUAUAAAUAUAUAUAUCUCACCCUUGGAUACAUAACAUAACAUAAACUGAAGCAACUCACUCACCAUGACGCGGUUUAGACCAUGCAUAGACCUGCACGCCGGCCAGGUCAAGCAGAUCGUGGGCGGAACCCUCGAUAGCACCACCGCCGAGCUCAAGACCAAUUUCGUCUCCCAGCACUCCGCAGGGCACUUCGCCCGCCUGUACCGAGACAACAGCCUCGAGGGGGCCCAUGUCAUCAUGUUAGGUUCCGGGAACGACGACGCCGCGAGCGAGGCGUUGGCGGCGUGGCCGGGCCAUCUACAGGUCGGAGGCGGUAUUAAUGACCAGAACGCUGCGGCGUGGAUGGAACGAGGUGCUAGCAAGGUCAUCAUCACAUCCUUCCUCUUCCCCGGAGGCAAAUUCAGCCAGGAGCGUCUAGACGCCGUGCUCGCUGCCCUCGGCGGCCAAAAAGACAAGCUCGUAAUCGACCUUAGCUGCAGAAAGCAAGAUGACGAGAAAUGGUUUGUGGCCAUGAACAAAUGGCAGACUAUCACCGAUAUGGAGGUGAACCAAGAGUCUAUUAAAUCUCUGGAGCCGUACUGCUCCGAGUUCCUCAUCCACGCCGCCGAUAAUGAGGGUCUCCAGAAGGGGAUCGAUGAGAAACUCGUCGAGAAGCUGGCAGAGUGGUGCACUAUACCGGUGACGUAUGCUGGUGGUGGGAGAAAUCUUGAUGACCUGGAACUGGUUAAGAAAUUGAGCCACGGGAAAGUAGAUCUUACGAUUGGAAGUGCCUUAGACUGCUUUGGCGGCACGGGGGUUAAAUUCGACGAUUGCGUUGCGUGGAAUGCUAAACAAGGGGAAUAACGCAGACAAUUUAAGAAUCUCUCCAUAAACCUCAUAUAGGUGAAAUAAGAGAAUCUCUUACUUUGCGAAGAAAGAUAAAAACUCUACAAGUAUCGGUCUCUCACCUACUCUCUCGAUUUGAAAUUCAGUUGAUAAGGUAUAAACAACAAGUGCGGCUUAUUAAAA
Messenger RNA from Daldinia caldariorum, 1191 nucleotides. RefSeq names its product Phosphoribosylformimino-5-aminoimidazole carboxamide ribotide isomerase. The record is from RefSeq and is a predicted model, not a curated record. The transcript is spliced from 3 exons. The coding region runs from base 247 to 1026 and encodes 259 amino acids. Gene Ontology annotation, biological process: L-histidine biosynthetic process; L-tryptophan biosynthetic process. Gene Ontology annotation, cellular component: cytoplasm. Lineage: Eukaryota; Fungi; Ascomycota; Sordariomycetes; Xylariales; Hypoxylaceae. Gene Ontology annotation, molecular function: 1-(5-phosphoribosyl)-5-[(5-phosphoribosylamino)methylideneamino]imidazole-4-carboxamide isomerase activity.